Molecule: messenger RNA, 3788 nt
Organism: Eublepharis macularius
Lineage: Eukaryota; Metazoa; Chordata; Lepidosauria; Squamata; Eublepharidae
Gene: ASAH2
Product: N-acylsphingosine amidohydrolase 2
Exons: 24
Coding region: 420-2621 (733 amino acids)
Biological process (GO): sphingosine biosynthetic process; long-chain fatty acid biosynthetic process; ceramide catabolic process
Cellular component (GO): extracellular region
Molecular function (GO): N-acylsphingosine amidohydrolase activity
Source: RefSeq, a predicted model, not a curated record
CAGUCUUUACAGAAAGGCUAUCAAUUCUUCAGGGUGAAAGAGCAAGUUACUUGACAACAGAUAAUAACUUGGAGGUAUAUCAUGAGAGAUCACACACGUGGGGAAGAGACUGUUGAUCAGGAUAUUUCAUCAUUAUAUGGAGUAAGCCGUAGAGACUACACAAGCCACAAGAAUUCACCUGUGGUGCUGUCACCUUCUGGAUCCAGCAUAUGACAGUUCUCUUCUUUUGAGCUACAGGGAAUUACAGAAGAAAUUGCGCAGAAUCUGGAUCACUAUCCCAGGAGUUUCUAUCUUGGAAAGUGUAUGGGUGUACAUAAACAAAAAGAAGCAAAAUAUAAAACCAGCACAUUUGCUGUCUUGGUUUUUGGAAUUCUAUAUCUUUGACUUCAAUCAAGUAUUUGUAAGCUAUUGUGCCCGAAAUGAGCGAACCAAAAAAAUGGCCGAUCUCUCGCUUAGCAAUUCUGCUCAUUGUCAUUCUAAUACUGGGGAUAGUAGCUUCAACUAUAAUUUUAAUUUUCGCUUUUCUCCCUAGUGAAAAUGCUCCAUGGUUGGAAGGAAGACUUGCCGAUCAAGAUCAUUACUUAAUUGGUGUUGGUCGAGCAGAUUGCACCGGCCCUGUAGCUGAAGUACCAUUUAUAGGCUAUGGCACUAUGGACCAAAAUGGUGCUGGUAUAAUAACAAGACAGUACUGUAGAACAUUCAUUGUAGCAGAGCCUCAGAAUCGUACCAAAAGAGUGGUGUAUGUUACUGCUGAGAUAGGAAUGAUAUCUCAGAGGCUUAGGCUAGAGGUAAUGAAGCAGUUGAAGCAGAAAUAUGGAGAAAUGUAUAGACAAGACAACGUUAUAUUGAGUGCAACUCAUACUCAUUCAGGACCUGGAGGAUAUUUUCAAAACACAAUUUUUAUGAUAGCUAGUAAGGGGUUUAUCAAACCAUCCCUUAAUGCUAUUGUCAAUGGGGUCAUAAAGAGUAUUGAUGUGGCUCAUCAAAACAUGAGGGAAGGACACAUUUUUAUCAAUAAAGGUGUGCUACUGAAUAGCCAGAUCAACAGAAGUCCUUUUUCGUAUCUUCAAAAUUCAAAGUCUGAAAGAGAAAGAUAUUCAUCAGAUACAGACCAAGAAAUGGUGAUAUUGAAGAUGACUGAUGUUGAAGGCCAAGACAUAGGGCUGUUUAGCUGGUUUGCAAUUCACCCUGUGAGCAUGAAUAGUAGCAACCGGUUUACAAGCAGUGACAAUGUUGGCUAUGCAGCUUAUCUCUUCGAACAAGAGAAGAAUAAAGGAUACUUGACAGGAGAGGGACCGUAUGUAGCUGCUUUUGGAUCAUCUAACCUGGGAGAUGUGUCUUCAAAUACAAAGGGACCGCAUUGCACAAACACAGGGGAGUCGUGUGAAAACCUGAACAACUAUUGCCCAAUAGGCGGGGCCAAGAUGUGUAUAGCUUCAGGUCCUGGUAAGGACAUGUUUGAGAGCACAAAAAUAAUUGGAAGAAACCUCUAUCUGAAAGCAAAGGAGCUGUCCAUGGCGGCCUCUGAAGAGAUAUACGGUCCCCUCAAUUCAGCUCACGAGUGGCUGAACAUGGCAAACAGGACAGUACAGCUCAAUGCUACUCAUUCGGGUAAAACGUGUAAACCAGCCUUGGGGUACAGCUUUGCUGCCGGUACUAUGGAUGGACCAGGAAUGUUUAAUUUCACACAAGGUGCAAUCCAUGGGGAUCCGUUCUGGGAUGCAGUCCGUAAUGGAUUGCUUGCUGAACCAUCCAAUGAAUCAGUAGAAUGCCAGAAACCUAAGCCUAUCCUUAUUCCUACAGGAGAGAUGUCGAAGCCUUACCCAUGGCACCCAGACAUUAUUGAUGUUCAAAUGGUUACCAUUGGACCGGUGGUGAUAGUGGCUCUUCCAGGAGAGUUUACGACAAUGGCUGGCCGGAGAACCCGUGAAGCUGUUAAAAGUGAAUUCGAAGCUCAUGGGAAACCAGGAAUGCAUGUUAUACUGGCAGGCUUAUGCAAUGUUUAUACCCAUUAUAUAACAACUUUUGAAGAAUAUCAGAUUCAACGGUACGAGGGAGCAUCUACCAUUUUUGGCCCACACACUCUGUCCGCUUAUAUCCAGUCCUUCAGAGAACUUGUCCAGGCUAUUGUUAAGGAUACUGUUCGAGACUUACCAAGUUAUCCAGAGCCCAGCAUUUUAAACAUAAGUGUAAACUUUCUGCUUCCUGUUAUUGAUGCAAAGCCGCUUGGUCGUAAAUAUGGGGAUGUAUUACAAGAUGUGGAGCCAAUGUACAGGGUGGGAGAAGUUGCUAGUGCACAAUUUGUUGGUGCCAAUCCCAGAAAUUCUGCAGAAAACAUGAGCACAUUAAGUUUCCUUACAGUAGAGAAAUAUGACAAUACUUCAGCAAGCUGGAAAAUCCGGUAUAAUGAUGCCUCCUGGGACACCAGGUUCAUCUGGCAGAAAGGUGACUGGGGACGAAGCACAGCUAUAGUACAAUGGCACAUUCCAAACAACACUGAACCGGGAACCUAUCGACUACAGUACUUUGGUCACCACAAGGAAUUGCUGAGCUCUAUUCAUGCUUUCCGAGGCACAUCUUCAGAAUUUGAAGUUUUAAACUUAGAAUUUGUAAAAUUGUAGCUAUUGUCUUGAAGGAAAUGUUGCUGCUAUUGAAUUUUAUGAUGAUGCCAGAAUCAAUGGGAGGUUUUCAUACAAUGACCAUCAUUUGUCCCAUUUUCUUUCAAAAAGUAGGACUGAAAGACAUCAUUUUCCUUUCAACGGAAAUAAUGAAAAGCGUGACUGCAGCGUUCUUCCUGUGUUUGUGCUUCCCACUGUGUAGAAUGUGGAUAAGGAUGAUGUGCAGGGCUUUGGCAGGGAUCACUUUGUUUGGCUGUCCAUGGCAAUGCAUCCACCAAAAGAUAGUUGGUCUUCCAUUUUGUACCAUUGCCUGCACGCUUUCCAUUGUUUAAAAUAAAGCAAUACAAUUUCUGGUGUCCCUGGUCAUUUCUGUUAACUCCCAGUCAGUGAUUUAAUGCACUCAUCCUUUCAAGUGGACAGAAUGGGCUGUAGCCUGCAGAAGCUCAAGCACCCUUUGCUAACAAUCCAUUAGUCGCUAUGUGUCACACAACUUCUUCGUUGCUAAUAUUACUAAAGGGAUUUGGGCCUGUGAUCUGGAAUAUUAUAAGCCAACCCUAAAGGAUGGCUUUAGCUGCAGGGAAGCACACUUUUGCACAUCUGAACUUAAAACAAUAUUCAAAACAUGUUAAGUCAUGCCAGUUAAGAUGGUUUGCUGUGAGCCUGUGUUUUCCAUCCUAUGUUCCAUAUUUCAUUAGGUCAGACAAGCCUUAGAGUAACAUACCAUUCAAAUUUGAGUUGAAUCCUUUCUAAAACCUGGAUUUUACAAUCCAAAUCCUCUUCAAUGUACAUGGUUGGAAGAUCUUCAGUUAAUGUUUCUGUAACACAGAAAAAGUUUCCAUAUUGGCUGAAGAGUGAGGACUAUUCAGUGUAACCAUUGUUCACGAACACAAAUAAGAGUGACUAUGAUUUAAGAAAGCAGAAAAAUUAGGUACAACAGACACCUUGUCUGUUGAAUCUUCUUUUAUAGACACGUGAUGUCAUUGCAUCACAAAAGCAGAGGCAACAGGCCAGAGCUGGCUAUGGCUUGGUAUGCUAGAAGCCUACGUCCGUUCUAAGGAGAGUGAGACAAAGAUUAUGUCAACUGGGAAUCAAAUCAAUUGUAUAUGAUUAAUUUAGGGCAUAGUUUCUGUACUUUAUUAUAAUUUAUCAUAAUUUCUGCAAUAAACAAAA